AUGGAGAAGGACUGCGUCGAAUUUGCUCACUUGGUACAGCUGAGUGAAAUCGAAGAUGACCAUGGACAGCGAGAGGUGGUCACGUUUCUGCUCAUUCUUGGAGUACUCAUGGGAGUCAUCUCGAAUGUUGUCUUUCUACUGCUGUCCGUUCACAAAGUCCAGCGACGAAGCCGACCACUGGUUUUCAUAACGAACAUCGUCGUCGCCGAUUUGCUGCUUGCGGUGGUCAACGGCGUGAUCCAAAUCGAUAAGGAGCGCAUUUUUGGCAAUGAGGCACAUCCUUACGGUCAGCACCUCUGUCAGGCGUUGGCGUACGUCGAAAUCACCGUCCAGACGGUAAUCGUUCUGACGCAGAUUGUAGCCACCGUCCAACGACUCAUUCUGGUUGGCACCCCCAUGCGUUUCCGGUGCAUCUGGACGAAAAGAUUCGUACGUUCGAUGAUCGCAGUGACAUGGAUCCUGGCAUUCAUUUUCGGAGCACUGGGCCCAAUUUCCGCGAACCGCCGAUGCAUCUCAUUCCGGGACACGAAUUCAGUGUCGCACGUUUGGCAGUUCUGCGGAUACAAGCCUGGCUACAUGAGAGCCGUCACCCUGACUCGACUGCUUGCCCUGUUCCUGGUCAUUCACAUGCUCGUGCUGGUGCUUUUGCUGUUUUCCAUAUGUUGGGCGCCGAAACUGAUAUUGGAUGUUCUGAUAGCUAAUCAGGUGGAACGGCCUGCGUCUGAUGAAUUGGAAGCCUCGAUAGACGCGAACUACAGUUUCGAAGCUUCGACCGUGAACCGCCAUGUCGAAACGAUGGGGAUAGCUCGACAAUACGCAGAUAUCGUCUUAAUUUUUCAUUCUUCGUUCAUUCCAAUUUUAUACCUUGCUUUUGCACACUGA
Messenger RNA from Soboliphyme baturini, 882 nucleotides. The record is from the annotation of a GenBank genome assembly. Lineage: Eukaryota; Metazoa; Nematoda; Enoplea; Dioctophymatida; Soboliphymatidae.